AUGCAGCGCUUUGCCAACCCACUCCUCAGGCACAUCAUCCACAGAGGCCGCUUUGAUGCCGCAUCACAGACACGGUGCCUGCAAUAUUUGAAAGCUCUGCGGGCACUGCAGCUUAAGGGUUUCAACACCGUUUUUUUAGGAGAAACGGAUAUUCCAGAAAGCCUCGUAACAGGAGAUAAAAAAGCCGAGGAAGACAGCCUGAGCUGGCCAGUAUGGACACUCGUUCAUGCAGGCAGCAGCCAAGGGUGGGUGCCUUGGAGGUACAGACUGCUGUUAAGAGAUGAACUGUCCAUUGACUGGCAGGAAGCCAUCUUUCAGGAGCUAUGUGAUUCUCUGACUCUGUCCUAUGGAAAAUGUGUAAUUGUGACCAGGGAGAAAAGGCAGCCGAUACCCGUGGGGACCAAAGAACUCAAGGAUCAGGAGCCAGGCACUCAGCCUUCAGCCCCACCAGUCACCUACAUGUCUAGCAUUAAGUGUUGCCCUGAAAUUGCUAGAGCCAAUGGCCAUGAGCUUCUUGCUGUACCCUCAUCUUACAGCUACCUCUAUCCGCUAGAUGUCGCCUGGUCGUCUUUGAAAUGGUUUAUUAUAAACAACAGGCAGGGCUUUGCCCUGAGGUCUUUUGAGAGGACCUACUCCUAUAGGUGCAUCCUCCUCAGCGACUUGAUUGUGAAAGGAAUAGAGAAGAUGACUCCAAGCAAAUGGAAGAUAGCGACCAACAAAGCGAAGAGAUGGGAAAACUACUACCUGGACACAUUUUCUUAA
Messenger RNA from Tinamus guttatus (white-throated tinamou), 762 nucleotides. Its product is annotated as chromosome unknown C21orf140 homolog. Lineage: Eukaryota; Metazoa; Chordata; Aves; Tinamiformes; Tinamidae. The record is from RefSeq and is a predicted model, not a curated record.